UCCGUUCCGUUCCGUUCCUCGUCGUCUCCUCCUCCGAAGCCGCUCCCACGCCGACGCGGCGACAUGGCCACCGCCGCCUCCUACUUCUCCGGCACGGCCGUCAUGCCGCGUGCGGGGCCCGCCGCCGCCGCCGACUACACCGCCGGCGCAGGCACCCCUCCACCCUCUAAGUCGCACAACCCCCGCUACUCCGGCUGCGUCCCCGCCACCGUACUCCACAUCGCCCGCUCCUUCGCCGCCGCGGCCGCCGCCGACGACGGCGGCGGCGACCCCGUUUUCUCCAUCGACGGCGUCGAGACCAGCAACGUUAGGGUUUUGGGGAGGGUUUUAAACAUUGUGAGCAGGGAGACUGACGUGUCAUUCACGCUCGAUGACGGUACUGGGAAGAUCGCCCUCGUGCGGUGGAUCACUGACCAGCUAGAUGCUCGUGACACGGCUUAUAUCCGGGAUGGCGUGUACGUCAGGGUUCAUGCAAAUGUCACAGGGUUUCAAGCUAAGCAGCAGGCGUUUAUCCGAUCUAUCAGGCCGGUUACCAAUUUCAAUGAAGUGGUGCUGCAUUACAUUGAAUGCAUGCAUGUGCACAUGGAAAAUACUCGGAUAAAGAUGCAAGGGCAACUCCCGCCUGCAGUUCAAACAAACGCAUAUACACAUGAGCCUGGUGGAGUGAGAGAACACCAAGUACAUUUUACUCCUCAAGUACAACAAGGACAACUCCCGCCUGCAGUUCGAACAAACACAUCUACUUAUGUGCCUUAUUCUGGUAGUGUGAGAGAACACCAAGUCCAUUUUACUCCUCAAGUAAACCAAGUGCACCUACCGUCUGCAGUUCGAGCAGACACAUCUACUUAUGUGCCUUUUACUGGUGGCAUGAGAGAAAAUCAAGCUCAUUUCACUCAAGUAAAUCAAGGACAAUUCCUUCCCCCAGUUCAAACAAAUGCAUCUACUCAUGGACCUUUUUCUGGCAGACAGAGAGAACAUCCAGUUCAUUCUGCUCCUCAAGUAAACCAAUUUUCAUCUUACUCAGCCACCAGUGGACAACAGUAUGACCUGCAAAGUAUGGUUUUGGGAGUUCUACAAGCACCUGAUAUUAUAUCCCUUGAAAAUGGUAUACACAUUGACGAAGUGGCUAGAAGAACUGGAGCGCCAAAAACAAAUAUUAUGGAGGUUAUCAACUUUCUCGCUGAUACAGGCUUGCUCUGUUGGACCAUUGAUGACUAUCAUGUCAAGUGUACGGCUGAUCAACGCAGUAAUCUUCGGAACUAGUCUAGAAUGUGAGACUCAGUUUUCUUAUCGAUGCUACCGUACUACUCCGUAAAACUCCGCAAAAGAAAAGACUACUCCGUAAAAGGUAUUAGUGGCACAUGGUGUAAGUAUGCACAGUUAUACAUGUGCAAUAGUUUGGCUCGGUCUUUCAUUUGUUAUAAGUGUUAGGUUAAACUACUUUUGUAGUUUGUGUAUAGCUCUAAUUACCGUGCGUAUGGGUCUUAUCCUUCUAGUUGCCUUUUUUGCUUUUAAACUAUGCUGUUUUCCCAGCAUGGAUUAUAUAUGAUAUGCUAGUAUGUUUCGAUCAAUAGAUUUUCUGCCUGGUGGUUUGCAGUUGAACUUGCUUCUGAAAUGUACUACUUCUGUCU
Molecule: messenger RNA, 1631 nt
Organism: Brachypodium distachyon (stiff brome)
Lineage: Eukaryota; Viridiplantae; Streptophyta; Magnoliopsida; Poales; Poaceae
Product: replication protein A 32 kDa subunit C
Exons: 10
Coding region: 64-1263 (399 amino acids)
Biological process (GO): DNA replication; double-strand break repair via homologous recombination; nucleotide-excision repair
Cellular component (GO): site of double-strand break; DNA replication factor A complex; chromosome, telomeric region
Source: RefSeq, a predicted model, not a curated record